AGAAAGUGUAAAACUGUAAAUAUUUACGAAAACUAAAACUUCUGUAUUUACUAGUGAUUAAUGAGUACCUACUACCGAAUGAGAUUAUUAUUUUCGCUCUGUUCUGAACCUCGGAAUCAAUAAUGGGAACUACUAAGGAGAGUAAUUAUGUGUACUCUAAAAUAUUUCCCACAUUGAAAGUAGCUGCAAUGGAAGAAACUUUAACUCAAGCUGUAAUAAACUUUAAAGAUAUUGUAUUGGAAUUAGAGCAGCUACAUUUAGAGAAUAAAAAUUACAAAAAAAUGUUAGAUGAUCACAAGAAAAAAUUGGAAAAUCCAACAUGUAGCAGCUGUGAUGAUUUUAAGAAGAUUAUUGAAAUAAAGGAACAAAUUUUAUACUCUGUAGCUUCAACAUUAAACCAAUUGACUCAAACAAAAAACUUUAACUUGAUAGAAGUAAUAUUAAAAAAAAUAUAUGGACAUACCAACAUACUAACUCCACCAAAAAGUGUAUCACCAGAAAAAGAGAAUGAACUACCAGAAGAAAGUACAAAAAUAAAUAUGUCUGAAACUUCAUUUAUAAGUCCAAAAAAAGAAGUUAGAUGUUUGGAAUCUAAAAAUGAAUCUGUGUCAGAAAUUGAAGGUACACCGACCGGUCGUAAAAGUCCAAUAUUCCAGAGUAAAAAAACAAAGACUUCUAUAAGUAGUAAGAAUUCUUUAAGUUUGAAAGAUAAAAAGAAAUGUCCUGAAACUUGGCCAACACCAGAAAAGAAGACGAUAAAACUAUCAUACCCUAGUCCAACACAAAGCAGGUCUGGAGGUAGAAUGAGGCAGGGCAGAUUGAGCUUCAUCAAAAUGAAGAGCUGUAGUGUGGUCGACCUCACGUGCUCACCAGAGAACAGUGGCGGAAUUGAUUGUAACGAAAACAAUAAUAAGUGUAAGAUGAAAAAGGAACCGAUAGAUAAUGAUGAGACAAUCCUGCCGUCUCCCACAAGUGGGCCAGUUAAUUUUCCACCGCUCUAUAAAUCUGUGGCGAGUGACAGUCCAACAAAAUUCAGAAAGCCACUGGCUAUGCCAAAAUUUAAAAUAGAAGUGGACACAAGCGACAAUGAAUUGGAGAACAAAUGUGUAUUCAAUGAAAACGGAAAACUGGUUGAAGACUCUAUUAAUCUCCUAAACCAGAUCUCCAAUAGAUAUAAAUCACCGCAGAAAAUGGAAAAAACAGAGGAUGUGACACAUUGCGGUGAUGAAAGCAUAUCCCUUUUGCAACACAAUGUGAAGAAAAUCGACACUAGGGGCAACAACAAACCAAAUGACAGUCCCAGCAAACGCCCUCUGGCGGAAAACGUGAAUAUAAUGAAUGUACAGAAUCUAGAAAGCGAGUCCAGUAUGUCGAUACUGCAACGGGACCCGGGUACUAGCAAAGUCGAGAAAGCGACUGGUGAUGUCGUGAAAAGGAUUAAAACAAAUAUGGCGGCGGUAUACAAGGAGCCAGCGGUGCGGAAGAAAGCGGAGAAACGGGCUUUACCCGGUUGGAGCUGCGAUGAGUGCAGGAUUUUCUACGACGAGUUAUACAAGGACGACCCGGAGAUGCUCGCGCAGAAAAUGGACGAGUGCUCCAAACACCGCGGGCGCACUAACCCCGUUAGGCCGAAAACACCCGAAGGAUUCUGGAACCCACGGUGGGACGUACCGCAAGAUACCGAGGAAUUUAAUAAAAGAAACAACGCUGUUUGAUACACCCUGUAUAGUAAUAAUGGUUUAUUUCAUGUAUCAAAGACUCAUAGUUUCAAUUUAAAAGACCGAAAAUAUUAUUUUUUCUUAUUUUUUUAUUGCUGUAACUCGGCAAUCUGUCUUGAGACAUUGGGCCGUUCGUUUGUGGGUUAACGUAAUUUUUUUCUUUAUUAAUAUUAUAAUAAUUUUAUUAUAAACAACUGCCUCGUCGCUUAGCUUGUUCUACGAGGGCCUGGGUACGAAUCCUGCAUCGGACCAAUGGAAUUGCUAGGCAUUGUGUAUUUUCUGUUAAGAGAGGUUUAGCACCAGCCCAGUGUUAUGAAAUUAGCGGUGCCAUAUCCCGUGCCUUGUGGAGCACGUAAAGCCGUCGGACCCAAGUAUUAUCACUAUUUUGUGAUAAUAAUCGCUAAACCUCACCAACUUGAUUGGAACAGCGUGGUGACCCACCACGUUGUUCCAAUACAGGUUGGUGAGUAUGCUAUGAAAUCUUCACUCCUAUGACAGAUUAUGAGUCCUGUGUUAAUUUGGAUGCGUCUAUUCUACAUAUUUGAUGACUUCCCUGGCGCAACUGUGAGCUCUGUGAAUAUAGGAAGGAAGUCCCGGGUUCUUUUCCUAGCAGGGGCAAUUUGGUAAUUUAUUAUUUCUGAAUUUUCACUGGGCUGGUCUGGUUGGAGGCUUUGUCCGUGGCUAGUUACCACC
Pararge aegeria (speckled wood butterfly) is the source of this 2411-nucleotide messenger RNA. RefSeq lists its product as uncharacterized. The transcript is spliced from 12 exons. NCBI's taxonomy places the organism in Eukaryota, Metazoa, Arthropoda, Insecta, Lepidoptera, Nymphalidae. Gene Ontology annotation, molecular function: double-strand/single-strand DNA junction binding; damaged DNA binding; single-stranded DNA binding. Bases 123 to 1715 code for a protein of 530 amino acids. Gene Ontology annotation, cellular component: site of double-strand break. Gene Ontology annotation, biological process: DNA double-strand break processing involved in repair via single-strand annealing; double-strand break repair via homologous recombination. The record is from RefSeq and is a predicted model, not a curated record.